AGCACUACUUCGGCUUCCGUAGCCGAAAGGAUCCUUACUACACUUUCUUCCAGGCGUUUGUCGUUCAAUUCAUUUCCUUUCCCAAACAGACGCAUAUUUUAAGGCGAGUCGGGCGUUACUCCAGCCGGAAGGAAGGAGCAGAGGAGUAAACCCGUCCAGUUAUCACACCUCACAGUCGGCGUUUAGAGAGGUUUGAGCGAGAUCUGUGAUGGAUGAGGGUUAGCACGGACGCUAUCAGGAACAGCUCGUUAUCGAGCGAACAUCGCAGUGUUUGGACGGUGUUCUCGGUGAAACCGCGCUAACGGGAUCCGCUCGGAUCGGACGAAGUUGGAAAUACGGAAAUAACAGUCAUUCAUGGCCCGCAUUAUCAUCAGUUAACCUGAAUUACCGUCACCGCGCCUCGUCGCCCUUCAGACAGAUAUUAAAGUAUGCGGCUGUCAGAAGUGAAGAGUGAUUAGAGUUCCCUCGAAGAGAUUGUGAGCUGAGAGUACAACACAAACAUGUCAUAACGUGCAGAGUCUGACUUUACAACCGAAACCUGCGAGUGACCGAAGCUCAUGAUGUCCGGCGACAGCAGCGGAGAGGACUCGGACCGAGAACCGGACAACACCGUCACACACCGGAUCACCAGCGCAAACCUCACCGGAUACACAGAGAAAGUGGGCAUGGAGAACUUCGAGCUUCUGAAGGUGCUGGGCACCGGAGCGUACGGGAAAGUGUUCCUGGUCCGGAAGAUCAGCGGCCAUGAUAAAGGCAAACUCUAUGCCAUGAAGGUUUUGAAGAAAGCAGCCAUCGUUCAGAAGGCGAAGACGGCUGAGCACACUCGAACAGAGCGCCAGGUGUUGGAACACAUCCGCCAGUCUCCCUUCCUGGUCACCCUUCACUACGCCUUUCAGACGCAAACCAAACUGCAUCUCAUACUCGACUAUGUGAGCGGAGGAGAGAUGUUUACACACCUGUACCAGAGAGACCAUUUCUCCGAGGAUGAGGUCAGGAUCUACGUGGGAGAAAUCAUUCUGGCCCUGGAGCACCUGCACAAGCUUGGCAUCGUGUACCGGGACAUUAAGCUGGAGAACAUCUUACUGGACAGUGAUGGUCAUGUGGUGCUGACAGACUUUGGGCUGAGUAAGGAGUUUCUGGAAGAGGAGAAAGAGAGGACGUACUCAUUCUGUGGCACUAUCGAGUACAUGGCUCCGGAGAUCAUCCGAGGGAAAGCUGGCCAUGGCAUGGCGGUGGACUGGUGGAGUUUGGGGAUUCUGAUGUUUGAGCUGCUGACAGGAGCGUCUCCGUUCACUCUGGAGGGAGAGAGGAAUUCACAGAGCGAGGUGUCCAAACGUAUCCUGCGCUGCGAGCCUCCGUUCCCCUCCAUCAUCGGACCCUUGGCUCAGGAUCUGCUCAGAAAGCUGCUGGUGAAAGACCCUCACAAGAGGCUGGGCUCUGGCCCCCGAGGAGCCGAGGAGAUCAAGUCUCAUGCUUUCUUCAAGGGUUUAAACUGGUCUGACCUGGCAGAGAAGAAGCUCCCGAGUCCGUUCAGACCUGAGCUGCGGAACGAGCUGGAUGUGGGCAACUUUGCAGAGGAGUUUACAGGAAUGGAUCCGGUCUAUUCCCCUGCCAGCACUCCGCCCAGUACAGACCGUCUGUUUCAGGGCUACUCUUUUGUGGCUCCGUCUAUCUUGUUCAAUAAGAACGUGGUGAUGGCGGACGUUCUGGACGCUCAUGUGAAUGUUGACCGGCCCGGUUCUGCUACAGUCCAGCGCAGCGCUAUGCUGAAGGAGUCCCAGUUCUUCCUGCACUAUGAGCUGUGCCUGCAGGGGGCUCCACUGGGCGAGGGCAGCUUCUCCAUCUGCAGGAAGUGCAGACACAGACGGAGCGGCCAGGAGUACGCCGUCAAGAUCAUCAGCAGACGGAUGGAGGCCAUGACUCAGAAAGAGAUCGCAGCACUACGCCUGUGUGAGUCUCACCCCAACAUCGUCACGCUCCACGAGGUCUACACCGAUCAGUAUCACACGUAUCUGGUCAUGGAGCUGUUGCAUGGUGGAGAGCUGCUGGAGCGAAUCCGGAAGAAGAAGGUGUUUGCAGAAUGGGAGGCCAGUCAGCUGAUGAAGAGCCUGGUGUCUGCGGUCAGCUUCAUGCAUGAGGCCGGAGUCGUACACCGAGACCUCAAACCUGAGAACGUGCUGUUUGCGGAUGAGUCGGAUGACUCUGUGUUGAAGGUGAUUGAUCUGGGGUUUGCGCGGUUGUUUCCGAGCGGCAGUGCCCCCCUGCAGACCCCCUGCUUCACCCUGCAGUACGCCGCGCCCGAGCUCUUCCACAGCAAGGGAUACGACCAGGCCUGUGACCUCUGGAGCCUCGGGGUCAUCCUGUACACCAUGCUCUCUGGCCAAGUUCCCUUCCAGAGUGAGAAGAAGGGAAUGACGUCAUCGUACGCAGCUGACAUCAUGCACAAGAUCAAAGAGGGAGAUUUCUCAUUGGACGGGGAAGCCUGGAGGGGCGUGUCUGAAGAGGCCAAAGAUUUAGUGAGAGGUCUGUUAACCGUGGAUCCUGAGCGCCGGCUGAAGCUCUCGGCUCUGAAGGAGAACGCCUGGCUCCAGGGUGGAGGUGUCAUGUCCUCCACCCCUCUCUGCACCCCUGAUGUCCUGGAGUCCACCGGCCCCACCGUCCGCACCUAUGUCAACGCCACCUACAAGGCGUUUAACCGAGGGAAGCGCGAGGGGUUCUUCCUCAAAAGUGUUGACAAUGCGCCGCUGGCGAAACGCCGCAAGAUGAAGAUGACCAGCACUGGUGUGGAGACGAGACGCUCCUCCUCCUCUUCAUCUUCCUCUUCCUCUUCCUCAUCCGCUUCACAUUCCCAGACGCAGAACUGCCCGUCCUUGAAUCCCCACGAGGAGCCCAAACCCUGAGGUCUCCCAGUGCGGCGGCACCUUGUCAUGUUAGACAUUUGAAUGAAUGUAAAAAUGUUUUUAGAGAGAUCUUUUAACUGCAAGAGACGAGUGAAACAUGAGAAACAGAGAUCCGGGAGCGCUGAAAUAUUAGGGAAAGCCGUAUGUGAGCGUGAGAGUGUGUUGUAAUGAUCCACGGAGCAAAGCUUCAUGUCACUCCUUCAGAAGAGUUCUCCGUGUCUGCAUGCUCACAGUAAUCUGAAUGUUUCUCUUGUUUUCAAAGUUGAAGUGAGUCACUGAAUCUCCACACACUGACAAGCAAUUCUCACCAAAGUCAAAACUCAGUGAUAUUAUAUUAUAAUGUUUAUAGGACUAUUACAGAUUAAAAAUGAUUAAUGAGCCAAAUUCAUUCAAAUUGGCAUUACUGCAUUGAAAAAAACUCAUGGAAAAAGUAUGUCUACACAAAUAGUAAUCUUUUUUUUUAUUUAUUUUUUAUUUUUUUACAAAAAUAAGCAACAAAUGUGUUCCUGGAGCACUAAACCAGUCUGAAGUCUCUGGGGUGUAUUUGGAGAAAUAGACAACAAUACAUUGUAUGGGUCACAAUUAUACAUUUCUCUUUUAUGACAAAAAUCAUUAGGAUAUUAAGUAAAGAUCAUGUUCAUGAAGAUAUUUAGUAAAUGUCCUAUCGUAAAUAUAUCAAAGCUUAAUGUUUGAUUAGUAAUAUGCAUUGCUAAGAACUUCAUCUGAACAACUUUAAAGAUGAUUUUCUCAAUAUUUAGAUUUUUUUGCUCCCUCAGAUUCCAGAUUUUCUAAUAUCGUCCUCCGAACAAACCACACAUCAUUGGAGAGAUGAUUUAUUCAGCUUCAGAUCACGUAUAAAUCUCAAUUUUGAGAAAUGUACUGGUUUUGUGCUCCAGGGUCACAGAUUGUGUGUACUAAUGUGGAGGAAAUAUGGGAGAAAAAAAAAAGUCAAACUAUAAACUGCAAAUCUUCAUGCAGAGUAAUUUCUCUCUCGGUGUGUUGUGGUGAACCGCAGGCAGAGGUUUGGUUCAGAUUGACCUUUCCUCUGCUCGUCUGUGGAGAUCUGUAGCUAGCGUGGCUGAUUCCAGAGGUGUGUGUGCAUGAGAAGCAGGCGUCACCAUCAGUUCCUCCUGUUCUUAAGGGCUUCCCGAUCACACGGCCCUCCCUGUUUGGUGUUUUAUUAACCGUCUUCACGGACAUCAGUCUUGCUGUGUUUUAGACUUGAUGCAAGCGUUCAGACUGUGUUGAGCUGACGGUUUUAUUAAGAUGCAAACUGUAAAACACCUCCAGCAGGGUUAUAUAAACUCCACGGUGGAGAGUGAGCAGGGUUUUUAUUGAAACAACACAUUCAUGGUUUGUCUAUGCCAGAAUGAUCAGUUAAUGGAGGAUAGAGAGCGUUUGCACUCGUCUGGGUUUGUCUGCUUCUGUCAGCUCUUCAUGGAUGGAAACAGUGAUGUGAACAGACUGGAACAAGGGCUUUACUCAGCGUCUGUAAUCAAAGCGUCUUUCAGAAGGAGCUUCAUCAGGCCCUGCCACAAACAGAGGUCUUUUAAAGGAAUCGUUCACCCAAAAAUUACACAUUUCUACAAAUGCAUUCAUCCUCGGGUCAUCUGAGAUGAAGGUGAGUUGUUCUUCAUCAGGACUGAUUCGUAGAGACUCGUGGAGAGGAUUAUUGUGAUGUUUUUAUCAGCUCUCAUUCUGACGGCACCCAUUCACUGCAGAGCAUCCACUGAUGAGACACUGAUGCAUUUCUCCAAACCUGAUGAAGAAACACACUCCUCCUGAUCUGGGAUGAACUGAGGAUGAGUAACGGAUGCUGAUUUUACACUAGUAUUGGUAAAUUUGAAUCACAUUUGUCAAUGUGUUUUGGGCUUUAAAAACGUAUUUAUUUCUUCUUACCUGCUCUUUAUAUCUCUAUUGAAGGUGUUGUAUCUUUCUGCUGAAUGUAGUUUAGUGUGUUCUUGUCUAGUUGGUCACCUGCUCUCUUUAGAUCACGCUCUGCGCUGGGGUUUUGUUUUGUGGAUCUUAUACAGAUGAAUAUUUUUGAUUGUGUGAUUUGAAUUGGCGUCGAGUUUGUUCUGACUAUAUUAUGUUGUGAUUUGCAUGUUUUUUUUAUUCUUCUUUUUCCAAUUUCUCGAUAACUUAAAUGUUCUGUCUCUUCCAAAAAAAUUUAAUAAAUGUUUUGUAAUUUUAAAAAAGAGAAAAGACUUCUAAUGACACACACUGUUAUGAGAAUAAAUGAGAUGCAUUGCUGUGCAGUAAGAACAUCACUGAACCCAAAGUAUUCUGUCUUUUCCCUCCUGAAGCCAGUAACGGUUUUAUCAUUUUUUAUUAUUAUUAUUAUUAUUUUUGCUGAUGUUUUUGAUGUUAAUGUGGCUCAGAUCCAUUGAAUUAUCUCUGAGUGACUGUUGGCACAAUGUGAAAUAAAUGAAAGUGAAAUAA
Molecule: messenger RNA, 5342 nt
Organism: Carassius gibelio (silver crucian carp)
Lineage: Eukaryota; Metazoa; Chordata; Actinopteri; Cypriniformes; Cyprinidae
Gene: rps6ka4
Product: ribosomal protein S6 kinase, polypeptide 4
Exons: 17
Coding region: 558-2900 (780 amino acids)
Biological process (GO): protein phosphorylation; intracellular signal transduction; regulation of DNA-templated transcription
Molecular function (GO): protein serine/threonine kinase activity; ATP binding; magnesium ion binding
Source: RefSeq, a predicted model, not a curated record